AUGGCUGAAACACGACAGAAGCAUGCUUUUUCAGAUCCAUCUGAUCUUGUGGCCCGAAGAAUGGGUUUUAUACCUCUGCCUCUUGGAGUUGUGAUGAUGCGAGUGCUUGGUCAUGCAUUGCACAUCGAAGGACCUGCAGCAUUCAUACUCCUAUUGCUUUCAUAUUUGUGUCUUGCUUCUUUUCGCAUUCUAGACAGUGGUAUAAUGCUUGGGAAGGCAUGUGGAUUAAUAAAGCAAUAUCAGCAAGAGAAAGUUGGGACCCCUGCAGUUUCAUCAACUGUAAGCCGAGCAACAAGUCCUAUAAAUGGCAGACCAAAUGUAGUGCGCCAGCUGUUACCAGAUGGUGGCAUAUCAGCAAGCCCAGCACAUCAUACUUUGCAGAGAUCAGUGACUGUUGAUGCAAGUUCUCUAAAACAGGGUUUUGGAGUUAUUGAGGUAGAAAAAAAAGAACCUCCACUCCAAGCGCCUUCUGACCGCAGCCUGGGUCCAGCAGCAAUAUUUUCUAACAGUGCUGUGAGCAUUGAUAGUGUCUGCCUGAAUGAAGAAUUGUUGCGACAUGAACGAAGUCCAGAGACUGGUCUUGCAAGCAUUGUUGAACAUGAAGUUCUAACUAGAAGUGUUCCAAAUAUCCAGGCUAAUCUAAAUGUUGAUGGUGCUAGUGAUUCAUUGGUGCAGGAUGAAUCUGCCGCACAGAAGAGUGAUGAAUUUUCCAAAAAGAGAGCAGAAUCAGAACCUUCCAUACCGUCUGUGAUUGAUGCAGAAAGGGCCAGUGUUUCAUAA
Messenger RNA from Schistocerca gregaria, 780 nucleotides. RefSeq names its product protein TAPT1 homolog. Gene Ontology annotation, cellular component: ciliary basal body; endoplasmic reticulum membrane. The coding region runs from base 1 to 780 and encodes 259 amino acids. The record is from RefSeq and is a predicted model, not a curated record. NCBI's taxonomy places the organism in Eukaryota, Metazoa, Arthropoda, Insecta, Orthoptera, Acrididae. Gene Ontology annotation, biological process: positive regulation of cilium assembly; maintenance of protein localization in endoplasmic reticulum. The transcript has a single exon.